Molecule: messenger RNA, 644 nt
Organism: Hyalella azteca
Lineage: Eukaryota; Metazoa; Arthropoda; Malacostraca; Amphipoda; Hyalellidae
Product: angiopoietin-related protein 1-like
Exons: 2
Source: RefSeq, a predicted model, not a curated record
AGUGGAAGGCGGUAAAAAUUACACACUGAGGGUCGGCGACUACGACGCCGGGAGCAGCUCUGCCGCCGAUUCCCUCAACUACCACGACGGCAUGCAGUUCUCGACAAUCGAUCGCGAUCGUGAUUUGAAACAUGAUGCGAGCUGUUCGCGAACGCGAGGUGGCGGAGGCUGGUGGUACAACAGCUGCUAUAAAGCGAACCCUACAGGCGUGUGGGCCGGCGACAGACCUGCCGAGGAGACCACUGGAGAGUUCUUGGUCUGGAAUGUUGUCAACCAGAAGCACGUCACUCAACUCGCCCUCAUGAUCAGACCAAAGGAUUAAUAUGUGCAAUAUGCUAGAUCAUGUAGAACGUGCGCAAGGACAUGUAGGGCAGGCUCUAGGACAUGCAGAAAGUGCUCUAGGACAUGUAGGGCAUGCUCUAGGACAUGCAAAACAUGCUCCAAAAUAUUUUUAACAUACUCUAAGACAUGUAGGACAUGAUUUAGGGCAUCCAAGAAAUUCACUAAGAUAGGUCAGACAUGCUUCAGACAUGCGGGAAAUUCUCUAGCACAAAUAAGACAUACUUUUGAACUCUUGUGACAUGCUCUAGGACAUGUAGGAAAUUUAGGAUAUGCAGGACAUUUGUGACAUCUUUUAGAAUAUG